Molecule: messenger RNA, 2621 nt
Organism: Carcharodon carcharias (great white shark)
Lineage: Eukaryota; Metazoa; Chordata; Chondrichthyes; Lamniformes; Lamnidae
Product: SERTA domain-containing protein 1-like
Exons: 4
Coding region: 1563-2387 (274 amino acids)
Cellular component (GO): nucleus
Molecular function (GO): transcription regulator activity
Source: RefSeq, a predicted model, not a curated record
GGACUAAAUCUAAGUUGAAUGUUUCCCUUGAAUUGGCAGUGCAGUCAAUGGAAGCACCUUUUAAAUCGAGCUCUAUUCUUGGUUUCCAGUCAGAUUGCAGGGCACACAUCAGGUAAUGCAAAACAUUCUGGAAAUCAAAGCAACAGGGUAAUCAAUUGGUCAAGGCACAGUUGCCACCCCAUCUUCAAUAUCUUCUGGUUUCCAGAAUUCGUGUUAUUUUAUUCCCUGAUCUGGUAGGAAUAGAGGGAAGCCAUUCAUCCCCUCGAAUCUGUUCUGCCAUCAAGAUCGUGACUGUUCUCUAUCUCCAUCCCAUUCACCUACCUUUGUUCCAUAUCUCUUGAUACCCUCACCAUACAAGGAUCUAUCUAUCGUAGCCAUAAGCACUCAUUGCUGAGCUGAUUUUUGCUAUCCUGCUCUGAUCAUCGUGAUAUGGCGUGAGUCAGCCGUGACUCGCGUGUAGGCUGCUCUCAGCCCCCACUUGGUCCCUGUAGCUUCCUCCAGUUCGAAAUUUCAAUUGUCCCAUUAACUCCUUGCGUUCCCCCUCCGUCUCGUAACUCUCCAUUGCUCUGAUUCCCAGCUGUUUGAUAUUUGCUCCUAUUUGUGGUAGCCAGGGCUGUUUUUAUUACUUAUAGUGCAGAGGUGCCUCGAGGGCAUUAAUGGUGUAGGACUGGAGUCACGCCAGACUGGGUAAGGUCCGGAGAAAGGACCCUGCCACCCACUUGGAUGUCUUUAAGGUUAUAGGUUUCUGGUGCCAAAUUGCUGGAUUUUAAGAAUUCACGAGCUGCCGUGGUGGGAUUUGAACCCAUAACCUCUGGGGCCCCUCCGGGUUAGUUGACAGGUAUGUCUGAAAUGAAGCUGCUAGAAAGUGGGCCGCUGAAUCUGACAUGGCGACCUGGCUUGGAUGCAGCCGGCCAGUUGAGGAUACCAUUCGGGAAAGCCUGGGUUCUCAGUUCUUGUGGAAGGGUCAUGAGGACUCGAAACGUCAACUCUUUUCUUCUCCGCCGAUGCUGCCAGACCUGCUGAGUUUUUCCAGGUAAUUCUGUUUUGGUCUGGGAUUUUAAUACCAAUUUCUAUUCCGCCUUGCUGCUUGGUGAGUGGGAGGACUUGCAGUCACCAAGCCGCCUUGUGGAGCACGACGUCAGUGAGUGGCCGUGAACGGCAGGGGGAGGGAGCAAGGCUCCUUAGCUUUCAGUUUCACUUCCUGUGUGCGUGGGUUGGCUUUACUCUAUAUCAUGUGAUAGGGAUGGGAGUCUCUCAGCUGCUGUUUGACAGGAACCAGCCGGCACGGAUCCAGGCAGCUCUGGCAGGACUCUGAUCUGGGUAGCCUCAGCGCUGGUAGGGCCCAAUCGAAAGUGUGUUCUCUCGUCACACCUUUGCAACCUGGGCCUUGUCCGGGAAUGGAUCGGAGGAGUAACUCAGACCUGGCUUCACUAAACUUCAGCAUGGCACUUAACAGCAGAAGUCACUGGGCUGGAAUCUAAAGUGUUGAAUGGUUCUGAAGACGAGGCGUGAAAAGCACGGACAUCUCACCGGCUUGUGAGGCAGUCUCUCAGAAGCAGCCAAUGGCUGCCGUCAGGUUCCCACUGGGCAAAGGAGUGAAGCGGAAACGCCAUGAAGAUGAUGGUGGUGGGCAACCUGCAGCAGAGUGUGCUCCGCAAAACUUCCACUGCGGCACGCUGCUUGACCUCUCAUUACUCAAACUGCACCAGAACUGUGUGCUGGCAGAGCGCAACCUACACCGCUCAGUGCUGAUCGCCAACACCCUGCGCAGGCUGCAAGCGGAGAUCCACCGGGACAGUGGCCGCAACGAGGUGCCCACUGCCUGUUUGGAGCCAGCACAGCCACCAGAGCAACUUGCCAGUGGUGCCAAGCAGCUGGGGCCAGUCUCAAAGCCAGUAGCGGAGACCACCACUGACCUGAACAAUAACCUCAGCGGGGCACCAUCGCCAAGUCUUACAGAGGUGCCCUUCUCCCUCCUUUCGGGUAAUGACAGCUCACUGUCCUCCGCCAUCUCCACCAUCCUCCAAGACCUGGAUUUUGUGGAGGAUCUGAGCCCUCCACCAGGCCAGGUUCCUCCUGAAGAUGACCACCUCUUGCCACUGAAGCCAGCAAGCCUGGACCCCCGAGCAGAGCCCAGGCCCCCCGACUCCAUCUUUGCAGCCUUCGAAAUCGCCGACUCUGAUGACUUCCUCAUCGACGGCUCCCUCGACGCGAUCUUCGAGGACAUUGACACCUCCAUGUAUGACGCCCAGCAGGGCCUCUCCCCUGGGGCCUGUCCCACCAGCCAGCCUAUCAAAGCUUCGCGAGGCUCCCCUUCAACAAAGCCCCACAACAGCCGGAUGGACUUCACUGAGCUGGAGAAUCUGAUGGACCUCCUUGUUGGUUGACGAUUUGUGCAGGGGGCUUUAUUCUCUAUAAUUUGUAGACUUUGAAACAUUAACUGGUGUUUCUGGAAAACUGCAAGACUUGCACAAGAAUUCUUUGGGCUGCAGUUACACCCCUUCUCUCUGUCUUUUUCUCUCUCUGUCUUUUUCUCUCUCUGUCUUUUUCUCUCUCUGUCUUUUUCUCUCUCUGUCUUUUUCUCUCUCUGUCUUUUUCUCUCUCUGUCUUUUUCUCUCUCU